UGUGAAAAGGCGGAAGAAGAGACAAAAACAACGGCAGCAGGAAUAGUAGCAGCCCUCUGGCUCGGCGACGAUAGUUUAAGAGAGAGACGUCGGAGUAAUUUAACAAUUACCUGUUCGCUUUUACACACUACUGGGGGAUUUUGUUUGGUUUGAACUGUAGUUAUUGUUUACACUGAAUAACAAAAUGUCGCUGUUUGGUAAGAUAUUCGGUGGCGGGGGUAAGGGUGGUAAGGCGCCGACACCCCAGGAUGCGAUUCAGCGACUCAGGGAGACGGAAGAAAUGUUGGCCAAAAAACAGGAGUUUUUAGAGAAGAAAAUCGAACACGAGCUCCUGACAGCAAAGAAGAAUGGCACGAAAAACAAACGAGCGGCUCUACAGGCCUUGAAAAGGAAAAAGCGCUACGAGAAGCAGCUCACGCAGAUUGAUGGGACGUUAUCCACCAUCGAGUUCCAGAGGGAGGCUUUAGAAAACGCCAACACUAACACAGAAGUGCUCAAAAACAUGGGCUUUGCAGCUAAAGCUAUGAAGGCUGCGCAUGAAAACAUGGAUAUUGACAAAGUAGAUGAUCUGAUGGCAGAUAUCACAGAACAACAGGAGGUGGCCCAGGAAAUCUCAGAUGUCAUCUCCAGACCAGUCGGCUUUGGGGAAGACUAUGAUGAGGAUGAGCUUUUGGCUGAGCUGGAGGAUCUGGAACAGGAAGAGCUGGACAAAAAUCUUUUGGAAAUCGAAGGAAAAGAAGAUGUACCUCUACCCAGCGUACCAUCAACAUCACUUCCAUCGAGACCAGUUCCUGUUUGUUUCAGCCAAGAAGAAGGUGGAGGAAGACGAGGAUGAAAUGGCGGACCUCGAGGCCUGGGCAGCUAACUGAGCUAGCACACCCUGCUAGCUAGCUGUCAGCCCUCUGCUGUCUGUCUCUGUUACCGUACUAGUUCCAGACAUCUUGGAAGACAGACGGGGACUCCAGGCUGCGGCAUGCUGCUCUGUCUUAAAGCCUUCAUCUCAAUGUCUAACCAUACCCCCAACUGAUAGUGUGCACUUGUGCACAUGUUUACUGACUUAAAUGAAACAAAUCCAGGCUUUUUUUCUUCAAAAUGACUUUCUUUGCUCCAGCUGUGCACUCCUCUGUAUCUUAAGGGUCAAACGUGAAAGAAAAUGUCACUCCUAAUAGCCUGCGGUUAUGCCGUUAAAAUUCUCUGUACGAAACAGAGCAUGAGCAUGUAAGUGCAUACUGCCAGGAAAGGGCGUAUGGAGGAACAGGACGAGGCUUGUGUUUGGAAGAAUGUGAAGAAUCAACAGACGAGUGCAGGAAACGACAAAAAGAAAAGGAAGAAAAGACGGCCAUUUUUCUGCGUUGCCAUCUAUCUGCUUUGCUACAGACGUUGCGACAACCCAUCUUUGCUAAAUCCCAAAAACCUGAAAAAAAUAAAUUCUAAAUAUGUAGGACUUUUUCCUUCAGAUGUCGUGUCAAAUUACUAAAUGAAGACAUUCUGUUUAUGUGGAAAAAAAAUCUAGUCAAAUCUGCUGCUGAAGUUUCCAUCAAAAAAUUUAAGUUGCUUAUCAGGAUGAAUUUACUAAUAAAAAAAACAGGGUGGGGGAAUUUCAAACAUGAAUGUGAAAUCCCUUUUUAGUUUGGAUGUCAAGGAGUCACUUGAUACAAUGUGAGGAUUUGUUUUCUUUUAUAAGUGCUGAUCACUUUCUUUAGAUGGUGGAGUUGCUUUGAUUUGAGGGAUUAACUGUAAAUCUGGAUUUUUUCCACCUGCAGUUUGUUGAGCUCAGACCUGCUGAACUGAAGAUGCUUAUUAAGAAAUCUCUGAACUUUCUUCUCACUAAUAUAAGAUGCAAAAUUAUUUAAAUGGUUAAGGAUAAGGACAUUAUUAUCAAUCAUCUCAUCAAUACGUCCAUGCAUUUGUCAUGUUUUCACAGCUAUAAAUCAGGUGUACACAAUCGCUUCUUUAAGCUUGCACCAGUUUAUCAAAGUUGGUGUUUACAUUAAUCUCAUUGCGUGCAUCAGCAUGUUGGUCCUGUAGACUGCAGGUUGGGGUCUUUAGGCAUCAGACACGCUCACGCUUCUUUCCCAAAUGCAUUUCUGGUUGGGAUCUGAGAAGUUUGAAGGUCAAUCUGUUGCCUUGUCCUGCUCCUCAGAUCAGUCCUGAGCAGUUUUUGAGAGGACACACCAAAAUACUAGGACUUCUUGUUUGCCCCCAACAGAGCAUUGAGAUGAUCAUUGCCUGUCGAUGGUUUUGAAGUCGCAGUAGAUGUUUAAAUAUAUGACUAAAUCACUCCAUCUCAAUGCACUGAUCAUUUCAGUGCAGAUAAAAAUAAAAUAUAUAAAUAUUUCCCUAAAAUAAAAGGCAUGUUAGACGAAUUUGUCCACAAGACACACAUGCAACAGAAUUAUUCUUCUCUAGUAAGAAUCAGUAGAUGUUUUUUUUUUUUUCUAAUUUAUUGUCAAUUCUAUAAUAAAAUUGUUCUUUUAUAUUUAGCUCAAACAAUCAGCUGGUUAUAGCAGCAUGGCUGCUAGCAGGCACAUUACAACACUUUGGGGGGCUUCUCCCCAAACUAGAAAUAACUCGUGCCUGAAACCUUCAGCGCCUUGCUUGUCUGUGAUUUAACAAUGGCAAAAUGUGAGAAAAUCCUACACGAGUGUGUGUGUGUUUUCAGCCUUUUAGGAAAGCUGCUGUGCGUGAAGAUAAAAUUUAAGGUGGUUUUGUGAACUUCAGCUAUUUACCUGUAAAUUGCUUGAAGCACAUUGGGUGUGUGGGAUUUUUUUUUUUUUUUUAACCUGUUGAUCUUCCUGAUAAAAUCAUCAGUUUCUGCUCGCUGCACUUCCCUCCACCUGUUAGCACACGGGUCUGAAUGGCAGGAUCGGGGUUGAAUGUAAAUCAGUUGUGAUUUUACCUUAAACAUGACUUUGAUAAAGGUACAGUUUUAACACUUGACCCCGAUCCUUACAUUUAUAAACAUAAGCUUCCAUACUUUUUUAUAUUUACCUCAGAUAUUCAUGUGAUUUUUUUCUGGCUGUGUAGAACUUCGGCUACAGUGUGAUCUGUAGCUGGCUCUGCUCAGAGCUGUAGGAAGAGUUGGACAUUGGAGACUUUCAUGUGGCAGCCUUCUGCCUUCCUGCUGUGGGGUUGUAUACAGUUUAUCUAAAUAAAGUUGGGAUUCAAAGCA
Messenger RNA from Melanotaenia boesemani (Boeseman's rainbowfish), 3172 nucleotides. It is a transcript of the gene chmp4ba, whose product is annotated as charged multivesicular body protein 4Ba. Bases 185 to 835 code for a protein of 216 amino acids. The record is from RefSeq and is a predicted model, not a curated record. Lineage: Eukaryota; Metazoa; Chordata; Actinopteri; Atheriniformes; Melanotaeniidae. Gene Ontology annotation, cellular component: ESCRT III complex; multivesicular body; cytoplasmic side of plasma membrane. Gene Ontology annotation, biological process: vesicle budding from membrane; late endosome to vacuole transport via multivesicular body sorting pathway. The transcript is spliced from 5 exons.